Colletotrichum destructivum is the source of this 2363-nucleotide messenger RNA. RefSeq names its product Putative aspartic peptidase domain superfamily. The record is from RefSeq and is a predicted model, not a curated record. The coding region runs from base 477 to 2363 and encodes 628 amino acids. Lineage: Eukaryota; Fungi; Ascomycota; Sordariomycetes; Glomerellales; Glomerellaceae. The transcript has 3 exons.
GCCGCACAACUAUGUCUUUUUAUUUUGUUUUUCUGACAUGCCGUUCCAUCGUGCUUGAACGUCCGGUUAAGCCAACUCUUGACAUCGUCAUCAAAACGAAAGACAUACCGCAUCACAACGACGAACGAGUUGUCUCCCAGCGCAACUCGCAACCGCCCCCCUCUCUCCCCAAAACUUGCUUCAGCGGGGAUAGAGUUGUUGCAAAAGUGGACAGUCGUGAGCCCCUUUCAAUAUCCAGGGCCUUCGCCGGGUGGGUUUCGUCUCCCUUUUCCGGCUAGGUAACCCAGUCACCUCUGCAGGGUGUCAACAUCUUGUCAAGAUUGCAAAAACGCCCCCCCGGUGGGCAGACAAUCGCUUUCAAAAGGGGGCCGCCCUGCCGACGUCUUCUCGUGGGAGAAGACGAAAGAGGUCACUUUGGCCGCCUCGCCCGUCAUGCCUCGACACAACCGCUUUCUACUCUAUCGCGAAGUCUCGUGAUGUUGCCUCCAUCGCCCUGGACGGCGCUCCUGCUGGCCAGCGUCUUUUCUCCGGCCGCGCUCGCGGUCGACACUUGUUCCAAUUCUGUCGAACCAUUAGUAUUACCCAUAAAAAACGUUACCUUUCCGAAUGGCAUCGGUGCCAACCGCGGUCUCAAGCUUACGCUUGGUGGCCAGCUGCAAGGCAUGCGCAUGUCAACCAUCUUGAACAACACGCGUGUGAGGAACAGCCUGGACUGCCCGGACAACACCACGUACGCGUUUGUCGGCUGCCAGGGCUCUUCGGGCAGCGUAUAUGACACUACGAGAGGCUCUUUCGACCAAGUCGUCAAUAUACACGACUGGAAUGUGACCACCAUCGAUGCCCAACCCGACGAGGGCCGCACGACGGUGCUUCACGGAUACGACGUCGCCAACUUCACCGACGCCCCGGCCGUGGCAUUCGGCUACCCCUUCGAGGUCUGGGCCGACUACGACUCCAUGAACAAGAGCGCAGUGGCGCUCGGUCCCAACUCGUCAACCCUCGAAAGCUUUGUGAGAAACGGGCUUGCGCCCACUGGGAGUUUCAGCCUAGACUACGGCUCGACGUCUGAACGGUACCCCCGCGACGGCCAGCUCGUCGUCGGCGGCUACAACGAGGCCCGGUUCAAUGACUCCAAGGUCACCCGGUUCCCCAUGUGGGGAGCCAACGCCCCGGUCCCUUGCCCGCUGCAGGUCGUCGUGUCCGACAUCCUUCUCACCAACAAGGACGGGGACCAUUCCCUCUUCGACCCGGGCGUCAGGGUGGCUGCGUGUAUCGACACCGUCCAGAACAGCUUUACUUUCACGCCGUCCAUGUUCUCCAAGUUCCAGAAGCUCGGCAACCGCACCGAGUCCGACGGCCAGGCCUUCGCAGAGUCCGACUUCCCGGCCGACCGCGAGCCGCUGCUCGGCUCGCUGACCAUCAAGCUGUCCAACGGCUACACGAGCGUCAUCCCGCACUACGAGCUCGUCAACCACGUCCGCGGCACCGACGCCCGCGGCCGGUACGCCGUCCUGAACAACUCGCGCAUCAGCACCACCGUCGCCUCCGGGCUCAGCGACCUGGGCGACAACAUCCCCAUCCUCGGCGGCGUCUUCCUCUCGCAGAACUACCUCCACGUCGACUACGACGCCGGCAGCUUCUGGCUCAGCCCCCAGGUCGCCAACGGCACCCUGCCCGACCACAUCACGGCCUCCUGCAACGGCACCUCGAGCGCCACGGCCGCCAAGUCGGCGCUGGGCGUCAAGGUCGGCGUGCCCGUCGCCAUCGGCGUCGCCGUCGUCUUCUUCAUCGGCCUCUGGUUCUGGCUGAAGAACCGCAAGCGGAACCCGCAGGCCCAGUUCGCCGACGCCCCGAGGUCCAUCCCGCGCAACGAGAAGCGCGACGCGCCCGACUCCAAGUCCUCCACCACCAACUUCGCCGGCUACCACAACGCCGGCUACCACAACGCCACCCACGCGAACCCGGACGCCCACAUGGAGCUCGAGGGCGACCUGGCGCGCCGGUCCAUGGCCAUGAAUUUGAAUCCCCGGCAGCGCGCGGAGCUCGCCGAGCCCGUCCCGGCGUACAAAUCGGAGUGGCCCCGGCAGAACUCGAUCCAGGGGGAGAACGACACUUAUUACAGACAGUUCGAGGAGCCGGGCGAAAGCUACGAGCUCGCAGACACGUCUCCAUAUUCCCAGUCCGUCACUCCGCCGACACAUCCACCCCCCGUCCAGCGGAAAGACACCGCCCUGAGCGAUAACUGGGUCCCCAGCCCAGCGACGUUACGAAAGCAGGUAUCGGGCUUCAACGAUGCCAUAUCGCCAACCAGUACACGGGCAAACAGCACGAGGGUCAACAACACCCACCCUUCUCCUAUUUAG